CCAACAUGAUCAGUAAAAUUGGUUUCGUGUGCUUGUUAGCAUUUUUCAGCUUGCAAAUUGCAGCAUCAAUACAAGAGGAUGAGGAUCAAGUUCCAAUUGAACCAAAGCACUGGCUUGAAGUACUUCUAAGACUCCUAGGAGAACUUCUCUCUGGACUUAGUGAAAUAAGUAAAUAUACCAUAAGCGUUGCUGGAAUCAGUGAUGAGUCAUGUAACUUUUGGGAUUUAUCAUUGUGUGUUGUACUACAGACAAGAUUCGGUUUCUUUGGAGGAGACAUUCCAAAACAUCCAGCACACAACAACGUAAUGAAUGUUCCCAAACCACCUGAUGCUAAUAAUUGCCGUGUACCGGAUAACUAUACAUUCCCGGAUGUUUAUUUGGCCGGAAUGGCGGAUUAUUUGAACACCACUUUUUGGGCAAUACAAAACUUGACAAAGGAUGGACAUGUGCCUGAACAACUAAAACAUUUAUUAGGAGGCUAUUGGGAUCUACAGAAAAGCAUGGAAAAAAUUAUCCCAUCACACAGAAACGUUUGUAUUACUCCUCUGAAAAUCUCCACAGGUAUUGGAAAGGUUACGGUUAAAACAGGAUCUGGUGACCAUUUGGCGGACAUACUAACAAAGUAA
Trichobilharzia szidati is the source of this 626-nucleotide messenger RNA. NCBI's taxonomy places the organism in Eukaryota, Metazoa, Platyhelminthes, Trematoda, Strigeidida, Schistosomatidae. The record is from the annotation of a GenBank genome assembly.